GGAGAAGGUCUGGUGUGAGGAACUGUGAGGAACUCUUUCUGCACUUUUGAUCAUUGCUGAUGCUCACAAAUUUGGCAGCAUGGAACCUCGCUGGUAUUGGUUGGAUGAUUCUGCACAAUGGAUUGAAUAUGGGAAACAGCAGUCAAACAACCCUGCGGCCACUGUAACAUCUGCCCAGGUGGAGAAGGCAUUUCAGGCAGAUCAGGAAGGCACUCUGAGAUUUCAAGUUCAUUCACAGAGAUAUGAGAUAAACUUCAAAGGCAUGAUCCAGAGAAACCUGCACACUCAGACGGCAAGACGAAUCUGCCGGCAGUCACAUGACACCUCCAGUGGAGAUGGGAGCCAGCAGGAGGAAAGUACGGAUAAACGCUGGUAUUGGUUGGAUGAAUCUAAUCAGUGGAUUGAAUAUGGAGAAGAGUCUCCAGACCACUGUGCUGCCACUGUAACCUCUGCCGAAGUGGAGAAGGCAUUUCAGGCUGACCAGAAAGGCACUCUCCGGUUUCGAGCAGGUUCUCAGCGCUAUGAGAUAAACUUCAAAGACAUGGUCCAGAGAAAUCUACUUACUCAGCAAGUGAGGAGAAUCUGCCGGUGGCCACCAGAUGCAUCUGAUGGAGAUGGGAACCAGCAAAGAGAAAGCACAGGACAACGCUGGUAUUGGCUGGAUGACUCAAACCAGUGGGUGGAGUAUGGGGACGAGUCUCCAAACCACUGUGCUGCCACCAUAACCUCUGCUGAAGUGGAGAAGGCGUUUCAGGCUGACCAGAAAGGCACUCUCCGGUUUCAAGCAGGCUCUCAGGGCUAUGAGAUAAACUUCAAAGACAUGCUCCAGAGAAAUCUGCACACACAGAUGACAAGACAAAUCUGCCGGUGGCCAGACAGCGCCUCUGAUAGAGACAUUCAGCAGAAGAAAAGCUGCUGCUGGUAUUGGCUGAAUGGGCAUCGUUGGGUUGAAUACGGGAAACAGCACUCAGACCAGUGUGCUGCCCCUGUAUCUUCUGCAGAGGUGGAGCUGUUAUUUCAAGCUCAUCAGGAAGGCUCCUGUGAAUUUAUAGUUGAUUCACAGAAAUACAAAUUUGAUUUCAAAGAAAUGGUCCAGAGAAAUCCGAAUACUCAGACUGUGACAAAAAUCUGCAGGAGUCCAAGUGCUGAAGUGAGUGGCAGUAGCGAACAGGACAAGAAAAGACAAUCAGAUGCUAUUCACACACAUCAUCUGUUUCCUUCAGACUGGGACCAUUCAGCACUACCAGAAACAGGAUAUGAGUUAGUAGAAGUCAGCCGCACUGCCAGCAAAUACAGAGAAAUUGAGAACCUAUUUCAGCGGACAAUGAAACAUUACAGAAUCCACAGGCUCCGGAGAAUUCAGAACCCGAUGCUUUGGCAGUAUUUCCAGUUGCAGAAGGAGCAGAUGAAAAAGAGAAGCCCAGGGCAAGAGGUAGAUGAGCGGCUCCUGUUCCAUGGCACAAGCUCGUCCCACCUAUCUGCCAUCUGUGAGCAGAAUUUUGACUGGCGGGUCUGCGGGGCUCACGGGACGCUGUAUGGAAAAGGAAGCUACUUUGCCAGAGAUGCCAGUUAUUCUCAUCAAUACUGCUCAUCCGGCACUGGUCACCAGAGCAUGUUUGUAGCUCAUGUUCUUGUUGGAGACUUUGUUCAGGGGCACAGAUCCUUUCUUCGUCCUCCGCCCAGACCGGGGAAUGUAAACAGGCUUUAUGACAGCUGUGUGGAUGAUCCAGGGGAUCCUUCCAUCUUUGUGAUCUUUGAGAAGCAUCAGAUUUACCCUGCCUAUAUUCUGGAGUACACACGUUCAUCCCAAUGAAGAUGAUGUCAGAGGUAACAAUAUCUCAUCUGAAAAUGACACUUAAACCUUAGAAUUUUUUGUUGCAUAUAAGAACUUUACUUCUGACUUCCAAUUACUCUUCAGUUCUGUUUCUAUUGCAAGAGUGGAAAUACAAGUAACGUAAAUUAUGAAAUGACUGGGUUCUUUAUGAGAGUUGUUUUCCUCAUAAAUAGAUGGUGGCAGUUAAAUUGUAAUAAAUAAUGUUAUCAUGACAAUGUGAUGAUCAUUUUCAUGUAAGUGUGAUGUAGAUUUAAACGUGCAUUAUGAUUAAUUUGUAAAACAAAUUACUUCCAUUUAUAGUGUGGUACAUAACUAGAUGUUGUUUAGGACAUGUUUGAGAGAAUUAAUACAGAAAAUAAGGAAAUGGAGUAAAAAAAGCAUACUUGAGGGGUGAUUCUUUGGAACUGUUUUUC
Molecule: messenger RNA, 2247 nt
Organism: Rhea pennata
Lineage: Eukaryota; Metazoa; Chordata; Aves; Rheiformes; Rheidae
Product: protein mono-ADP-ribosyltransferase PARP12-like
Exons: 17
Coding region: 80-1813 (577 amino acids)
Biological process (GO): positive regulation of mRNA catabolic process; positive regulation of type I interferon production; response to virus
Cellular component (GO): nucleus
Molecular function (GO): NAD+-protein mono-ADP-ribosyltransferase activity; NAD+ poly-ADP-ribosyltransferase activity; RNA binding
Source: RefSeq, a predicted model, not a curated record